Messenger RNA from Trematosphaeria pertusa, 944 nucleotides. RefSeq lists its product as uncharacterized. Bases 49 to 885 code for a protein of 278 amino acids. NCBI's taxonomy places the organism in Eukaryota, Fungi, Ascomycota, Dothideomycetes, Pleosporales, Trematosphaeriaceae. The record is from RefSeq and is a predicted model, not a curated record. The transcript has a single exon.
CCUGCACGUCCAGCGACGCGGAAAGACGCCUCCAUCACUCCAACUAAAAUGAAUAUCCUCGACAUCGCCCGUGAGCUCCGGCUCAAGAUCUUCUCGGAACUCCUCGUUCUUCCUGAACCGAUCGUAUUUCUGGCUGACAAUGGCCCUCCGUCACCGCCACUCUUUCGGUCCAAAGGGGACGAGCUGUGUCUAGCCCUUCUCCGUAUCAACAAGACGGUGUACAGCGAAGCCAGUACGCUACUCUAUUCCGAUAAUCGCUUCCAAUUCCCCGAAGUAUUCACCUCCACACCGUCUCCCACGGAGAGCGCCCACAUCUCCCCGUUCCUUCACCAAAUCGGAUCCCAGGCAAGCCAUAUUCGCCAUAUCUGCAUUCCCUUCCCUCCCUUCGACUACCCCGAGUCUGAGAGAGCUGGGCUUCACCAAGCGCAUAUUAGAAAUCUAGAACUCAUCCGAGAUACCUGUACAAGUAUAAGGACUCUCGAACUGUUGAUUUCACCGGAUUGCGCGAACUACACACUUAGCGAUUCGCCAAUUGCAGCGGAGGCGUUAUGUCUACUCGACACUCACUUCAAGAACAUCCCUUCCCUCAAAGAGGUUGUUAUCAAUUUCGAGGUGUACCCCGAACAGGAUCCAAGCAAUGAUUUGACGAAGAGGAUGCACGACUACGGAUGGACUGUCAAGGUUACAAAACUGCCGGAGAAAAUAUGGAUCUCGCUGGAUGAUCGAGUGGAAUUUGACAAUGAAGAAGACUGCCAGGCGUAUGACAAUGAGCAGCUCCUUAUUGAAGAGCGGGAGAGGCAGCGGGAGGAGGAAGAGGAGUGGUUGGAAGAAUAUUACAGGAGAAGACGCGAUCCCUAUUGGAAGAACGAUUCAGACUACGAUUAAUUGCGAUUGAUAGCAUUCUGUGCCUUCCCUGCUAGUACUAGACGAGCUUUAAAAUUCAG